Venturia canescens is the source of this 1039-nucleotide messenger RNA. RefSeq names its product DNA polymerase III PolC-type-like. The record is from RefSeq and is a predicted model, not a curated record. Gene Ontology annotation, cellular component: cytoplasm. Gene Ontology annotation, molecular function: 3'-5'-DNA exonuclease activity; nucleic acid binding. The transcript is spliced from 2 exons. Lineage: Eukaryota; Metazoa; Arthropoda; Insecta; Hymenoptera; Ichneumonidae. The coding region runs from base 2 to 1039 and encodes 345 amino acids. Gene Ontology annotation, biological process: DNA catabolic process.
CAUGAAUGAAUUUUCGAAGACAAUCCCAGCUAAAAGGAGACGACGACAAUUAUUCCAGGCUCGACAGAGAACAAAUAACAGCGCUGAAAAUAAAGAAGGCAUUACUUAUUCAUCUGGAUGCGGGCUGAGCGCAGUCGUUGACGUUGACGAUUGUGUACCUCUACGAAACGAAGUAAUCCCCAAUGGAAGCACCUUUAUAUAUUUUGACCUUGAAACAACGGGCCUCAACAAGUCCUCUGAAAUAAUUCAAAUAUCAGCAAAACGUGGUUCCGAUGAAUUUAAUGAAUAUAUUCUCCCAAGUAACGACAUUUCUCGAGCGGCAUCUAUCAUUACUGGGUUGACUGUUGAAGGUGGUGAAUUGCAUUUACACGGACAGCAAUUAGCGACCGUACCACGAAGAAUUGCAAUGCAGCGAUUUCUAAACUUUUUGAUGCCAGGUCCAGUAAUACUCGUAGCUCAUAAUGGCCAUAGAUUCGACACACCCAAGCUACUUGGAGAAGUACAGAGUCUUGGAUUUUUGUCAGAGCUUCAAAAAAUCGUUUACGGUUUUUGUGAUAGCCUGCCGGCGUUAAGAAAAAAGCUUCCGGAAAGGGUUAAAUUGAAGCAGUCCUUCCGAUUAUCAACUUUGGCCGAAGAUUUAAUAGGAGAAUCUGCUUCUACUGGAUCCCAUAAUGGAGCUGUCGACGUAAGAAUGUUGGAGGAAAUAGUUCGAGUUUCAGGCAUUACUAACGAAGAACUGCGAGCCGAAACAAAAACAAUUAACACCAUUCUUUUUGCUGAGGCGCAAACUGCAAAAAUAAAAUUAAAUAAAAGUAGUUUUGAGUGCAUUACUGAAGGAAUUUCUAUGGGAAUGAAAACAAAAAUGGCUAAAGCUGGGCUGUCAAUCGAGCACUUGAAAAAAUCUUUUUCCGAAGGUGGUGAAGAAGCUAUAAAAGUCCUCUUGGCAUCAGAUGUUUCUGGCUGCCCUCGUGUAACAAAAAAUAAAAAAGUUAUUGAAAAUAUUACAACACAAAUAAAAAAAUUAUUUGAUAAACCGUAA